Messenger RNA from Penicillium alfredii, 558 nucleotides. RefSeq lists its product as uncharacterized. Bases 1 to 558 code for a protein of 185 amino acids. The record is from RefSeq and is a predicted model, not a curated record. The transcript is spliced from 2 exons. Lineage: Eukaryota; Fungi; Ascomycota; Eurotiomycetes; Eurotiales; Aspergillaceae.
AUGAACUGUGGGCAAUUUAAUUAUCGGCCGCGGAAGCACAAGUCAUCGAUUAAACCGUGCAAAUCCCAGACGGCUGAAGACCUUCGCGCCGAAUUGGCCCUAGCACAUAGAUUGUCAUCAUCGGCUCGGCAAGAGAGUAUUCUUGUAUUUCUUGGCACCGAGCGAGACGAUCCGGAUUUCAUACGGAAGGCACAUCCGUGGCUUCAAUUCGAGCUCCGACACACCCACACAUGCAAUCUGAUCGUCUUCAAAGCCCUGAAAAUACCCAAUGUUCCCGUUGCAGCUUUGCAAAGCUCCACACCUCUGGUGUUGUCAUUUAAAGCUGGUUCGUACUACUAUCACAGUAGACUUUUCUUCGCCUCUGACUUACAGUACCUUGUUAUAAUCGCAUGCUUUUAUGUCCAGAUCAGCCAAAGUGUAAAGCUGCUUCUGAGCUACCAUCAUACAAUUUAUUUAGCGGAGCGAACAUAUUCCGAUCUCAAGGAAAGAUUGGUGAAAGAAUGCAGGUCGAUACAAGGCGUAUCGCUCGUGUCCUAUAGGAAAAUAAGAAAGGCUUGA